UCAGCACACACAAAAAAGGUGAUUUUGUUCUCCCACCGCAAAUCCCAAACUGAAGCCGCCGUCGACCGUCGUCAGACUACCGGAUAGCGAUAGAUAGAGCGCCAGGCACCACACACCACUCGUCCCUGAUUCAGGCCACGGACAGCGACCGCCGGAAUCUGCGUGCCGGAGCUGAUGUCCCUGAUGACCACCUCUUCCGCCUUCUCGGCCACUCUCCUUCCGUUCCCGCCGCCGCCUCGCCUCUCCGUUGCCCGCCUGCGACUCCACCCCCGCCGUCGCGCUCUGGUCCGCUGCGCCGCGGUGUCCGAGAUUGCCCCGGCCGCCUCAGCCGCCUACGGCGUCCUCCUCCUGGGCGGCGGCGCCUUCGCAUAUGCGAGGUCGGGGAGUAAAGGCUCCAUCUACGGAGGACUGGCUGGAGCUGCGCUCAUGGGCGCUGCCUAUUAUCUGAUGCAGUCGCCUGAGACGAUGGCAGCAGGUGAUGCUGUUGGAUUUGGAUCUGCCUUUUUAUUUGCCUGCGUGUUUGGUAUCAGGUUGUACAAUAGCCGGAAACUGGUGCCAUCUGGCCUUCUUCUAGCCCUUUCUCUUGGUGCCUUGGGUGUCUUUUACUCUGCUUACUUGCAAGACAAGGUGUAAACCAAUUUGAUUUAGUAGUUGAAGAAUAUGUAUCAUCUGAAGCUUCCUUGAAGGCUUACUCUGUUGGGUUGUAGAUGUAGAACUUUGCAUCAGCUGUUGGUGCACCUUCCUUUCGUUGUAGUUGUAACAAAGAGCAUCUAGUGUUCUGUAUUGGUUGCCAACGAUAAGUUUCUUCAAGCUUUUCAGUGGCCAUUGUGUUUUCGAGAACGUGCUUAGCACGUGUUUCAUUAAGAAGUCAGUGGCCAUUGUGUUGA
Molecule: messenger RNA, 887 nt
Organism: Sorghum bicolor (sorghum)
Lineage: Eukaryota; Viridiplantae; Streptophyta; Magnoliopsida; Poales; Poaceae
Product: protein FATTY ACID EXPORT 4, chloroplastic
Exons: 4
Coding region: 175-633 (152 amino acids)
Cellular component (GO): membrane
Source: RefSeq, a predicted model, not a curated record